CAUUUAGGCAGAAAUGUCAGUAAAUAUUUGUCAAUUUCCGAAAAAAAAUAUUAUUUUUGUGAAAACAGUGAGUUGAGUAAGUGUUGGGGAAAAAGUGAGUGGCCGCAACUGAAGAGCGGACUACUGAAGCCAUACUAAAACACUAACCGCGCACGGAAAGCCUGAUGUUCUGAAAAUUAUCCAGUUUGGAAAGGAUUGGAAGCGGUUAAGACAUUCACAAGACCAUGACCAUCAUUUUUUUUUUGUAAAUCCCCCACACAACAUCUGUAGAGAAACUAUCCCAAUUUUGAAUCACCCGGUAUCUUAAGCAGAGAAGGGUUUUUUGCAAAAGUAGUUGAAUAAAUAAUGGGCAUUUCGGCUAAAACCCCAGAUUCAGCGUGUGCAUAGUAGGCCUGAAGCCAGAGUCUUGUCUCUGUGCCACAGCCUCCCACCAUUCGCAUUUUCAGUCUAUCUACGAUUCGCAUUUAAAUCAUUCACCUGGACCUUUAUGUACCCAUUUACAUAAAUAUUCCGUAGAAAUAAUUCUUGUCAUUAACUGACCUGGCAAUUUUUCUGCCAUAAAAAUAAUCUUGCUUUCGAUGCUUUGCUCUUUUCUAUUAGCAGCCCCCUAACCGUUUCUCUCUGAAGCACCCAACACCGUUUCCAGUUCAACCGGCUUUUAGUCAUAAAAACACAAUUAAACGUUUACAGAUUACCCAAUAUAAUACAUAAUCAAUUAAAUAAAAUUGGAAAAAUUCACCAAUCGGGCGUGGUUACAUAGUGAUCCUAACCUGUGCGCGUGAGUCGCUGACGUUUGCGCUUCAGAGUUUAUUAAUCUGUGGACGUUUGUAACAGUUUGUAAGGUUAAGUUUGGGAGCUUUGGCGUCUAGUCAAAAAAUUUCUUUGAAACCUUGCGAAAUGAUUUGCGAACAAUCGUAUUGUGAAUAAUCGACUAAGUUGGUGUAGUGCCAGUAGCAGCAUGGCUGUGGGUUCCACGAAAGUGAUCCAAGUGACCAACAUUGCGCCGCAGGCCACCAAGGACCAAAUGCAGGUGCUGUUCGGGUACCUGGGGAAGAUUGAGGAUAUUCGCCUCUACCCCACGGUUCGGGACGUGUCGAUACCGGUCCAAUCGCGCAUUUGUUACAUCAAGUUCACCGAUACCAUCACAGUGGGCAUUGCCCAGCACAUGACGAAUACGGUGUUUAUUGAUAGGGCGCUGAUAGUGAUCCCUGUGCAGAAUGGGGAUAUUCCCGACGAGUACUACGCUCUGGAAAUGACCAGGAAUGGAACGGUAGUGCCUGGCUUGAACGUCAACGAGCCCAAACUGCCUGCUCAUGUUAUCAAUUCGGUGCAUGGAUACGGCGCCGAGCAGGUCAUCCACACUACUGAUUCCACUUUGGAAACGAACGGCCUCCCCAACUAUCCUCCACUUCCGGCCAGCUACGACAGCGUCAAAGUGGAAGAAACGCGCCGCACCGUUCUGGUGCUGAACAUCGACAAAUCAGUGACAUCAGAUGAAUGGAUUCAGCACUUUGCUAGGGCGGGCGAAAUAAAGUACCUUCGCACCUGCUCAAGACCCGAUGAAACCUACCAUCUCCUGAUUGAGUUCACGGACCAAUCGAGCAUCAUCCAUGCCCUAAAAAUGGAUGGGACCGAGUUUAAGGGCAGCAUUCUGCGUAUUCAGCACGCCACUCAACCUAUUAACAAGCCUCAGGCGAAGAGCAAUGAGGCAGCUCAGAAAGAAAUCGAAGAAGCGAUGACCAGAUUUAAGGAGGCUCAGAACCUAAUCAACGCGUCAAUUGAGCCGGUGAUUGGGAUGCUGACCAAGGACAAGAAGAGCUCGAGAAGAAGUCGAUCCCGGUCGCGGUCCCGAGACCGAAAACGGCGCCGAUCCAGGUCCAGAUCCCGUCGGCGAUCCAGGUCACGCCGAAGACGAUCCCCGUCCCGGAAAAGGUCCAGAUCAAGAGAUCGGCGUCGCCGUUCCAAAUCCAGACGGCGCACCCGGUCACAGUCGCGUCGAAGGUCUGAAUCGAGGGUGAAACGGACUCGUUCCAGGUCACGUAAACGGUCAAGAUCCAGGGAGAAAAAACCGCGCCCCAGAUCCAGGGAGCGAUCCAAAGAGAGAAAGCGAUCCAAGGACAGGGAUCGUUCGAAGGACAGAAAAAGCCGAUCGGAUUCUAAGCUGAAAGACAAAAGCAUCGAUGCGAAGGAUCGCAAAAGCGAUAGCGUCGAUCGGAAGCGCUCCAAAUCCAGGAGCAUCAGUCGCAAGCGGUCGCGAUCCAGGGACAAAAAACGUGAAAAGCGUCGAUCCAGAUCCAGGGGCGGGAGAAGGCGGACGCCCAGUGUUCCGCGCAGCGUUAGAAAGAAGAGCCGAUCCAGAAGCAGAGAGCGGGACCGGGAUGCGAAGAAGAAGGAGCGGAAGGAGAAGAAACGUUCCAGGUCCAGGUCGAGAUCCAAGGACAAGAACUUGCGCAAAGCUGGCGGAAAAUCCAGGUCCAAAUCGCGCUCCAGAUCGCAAACCACCAAGGGAAGAAGCGGCCAGGAAAAAGGAGACAGUAGGCCCAUAGAACCUGUGGACGAAAGCGAAAAGGAUUCCGGGGAAAAGUCCGAUAAUAUGGAUAUAUCCAAUUCACCGUAAAGGCGUUUUGGCUAUUUAUUAUCUUGCUGAUUCAAAAAUGAACAUACGAUUUCAGCUAAUGUUUGCUAUACUGUACAUGUAUUGACCCAAUUAUUAAAAAUAGAAAACAUGCAUGUACACUUUCAA
Messenger RNA from Dendroctonus ponderosae (mountain pine beetle), 2743 nucleotides. It is a transcript of the gene Srp54, whose product is annotated as probable splicing factor, arginine/serine-rich 7. The transcript has 2 exons. Gene Ontology annotation, molecular function: RNA binding. NCBI's taxonomy places the organism in Eukaryota, Metazoa, Arthropoda, Insecta, Coleoptera, Curculionidae. The record is from RefSeq and is a predicted model, not a curated record. Bases 959 to 2617 code for a protein of 552 amino acids. Gene Ontology annotation, cellular component: nucleoplasm.